CGGCGCGGCCAAUGGGAGACGAGCCCCGCCCCUUCGUGGGCGGGGCGUCCGCGGGUGACGUCAUCCGGGCGCGGCUUCGUCACCCCCGAGUCUCGCAGAGCCCGGAAGGACGACGGCGAUGGCGAGGAUGGCGCGGCCCGAGCGGCCCGACCUGGUGUUCGAGGAGGAGGACCUCCCGUACGAGGAGGAGAUCAUGCGGAACCAGUUCUCCGUCAAGUGCUGGCUCCGCUACAUCGAGUUCAAGCAGGCGCCCCGGCCGCGCCUCAACCAGCUCUACGAGCGCGCGCUCAAGCUGCUGCCCUGCAGCUACAAGCUCUGGUACCGCUACCUGAAGGCGCGGCGCGCGCAGGUGAAGCACCGCUGCGUCACGGACCCCGCCUACGACGACGCCAACAACUGCCACGAGCGCGCCUUCGUGUUCAUGCACAAGAUGCCCCGCCUGUGGCUGGACUACUGCCAGUUCCUGAUGGAGCAGGGCCGGGUGACGCACACGCGCCGCACGCUGGACCGCGCGCUGCGGGCGCUUCCGGUGACGCAGCACGCGCGCAUCUGGCCGCUCUACCUGCGCUUCCUGCGCGCGCACCCGCUGCCAGAGACGGCCGUGCGCGGCUACCGCCGCUUCCUGGAGCUCAGCCCCGAGAGCGCGGAGGAGUACAUCGACUACCUCAAGUCCAGCGACCGCCUGGACGAGGCCGCCCAGCGCCUGGCCACGGUGGUCAACGACGAGCGCUUCGUGUCCAAGGCCGGGAAGUCCAACUACCAGCUGUGGCACGAGCUGUGUGACCUCAUCUCGCAGAACCCUGACAAGGUCCAGUCCCUCAACGUGGACGCCAUCACGGGGGGCCUCACGCGCUUCACGGACCAGCUGGGCAAGCUGUGGUGCUCCCUGGCCGACUACUACAUCCGCAGCGGCCAUUUUGAGAAGGCCCGCGACGUGUACGAGGAGGCGGUGCGCACGGUGAUGACGGUGCGCGACUUCACGCAGGUCUUCGACAGCUACGCGCAGUUCGAGGAGAGCAUGAUCGCCGCCAAGAUGGAGACGGCGUCGGAGCUGGGGCGGGAGGAGGAGGACGACGUGGACCUGGAGCUGCGCCUGGCGCGCUUCGAGCAGCUCAUCAGCCGCCGCCCGCUGCUGCUCAACAGCGUCCUCCUGCGCCAGAACCCGCACCACGUCCACGAGUGGCACAAGCGCGUGGCCCUGCACCAGGGGCGGCCGCGGGAGAUCAUCCACACCUACACGGAGGCGGUGCAGACCGUGGACCCGCUGCAGGCGACGGGGCAGCCGCACACGCUCUGGGUCGCCUUCGCCAAGUUCUACGAGGACAACGGGCAGCUGGACGACGCCCGCGUGAUCCUGCAGAAGGCCACCAAGGUGAACUUCAAGCAGGUGGAGCACCUCGCCAGCGUGUGGUGCCAGUGCGGGGAGCUGGAGCUGCGGCACGAGAACUACGACGAGGCCCUGCGCCUGCUGCGGAAGGCCACGGCGCUGCCCGCCCGCCGGGCCGAGUUCUUCGACGGGUCGGAGCCGGUGCAGAACCGCGUGUACAAGUCGCUCAAGGUGUGGUCGAUGCUGGCCGACCUGGAGGAGAGCCUGGGCACCUUCCAGUCCACCAAGGCCGUGUACGACCGCAUCCUGGACCUGCGCAUCGCGACGCCGCAGAUCGUCAUCAACUACGCGGUCUUCCUGGAGGAGCACCGCUACUUCGAGGACAGCUUCAAGGCGUACGAGCGCGGCGUGGCGCUGUUCCGGUGGCCGCUGGUGGCCGACAUCUGGAGCACGUACCUCAGCAAGUUCAUCGCGCGCUACGGCGGCCGCAAGCUGGAGCGCGCGCGCGACCUCUUCGAGCAGGCGCUGGACGGCUGCCCGCCCGCACACGCCAAGACCCUGUACCUGCUGUACGCGCGCCUGGAGGAGGAGUGGGGCCUGGCCCGCCACGCCAUGGCCGUGUACGAGCGCGCGACGCGGGCGGUGGAGCCGUCGCAGCAGCGCGACAUGUUCAACAUCUACAUCAAGCGCGCGGCCGAGAUCUACGGCGUCACGCACACGCGCCCCAUCUACCAGAAGGCCAUCGAGGUCCUCUCGGACGAGCACGCGCGCGAGAUGUGUCUGCGCUUCGCCGACAUGGAGUGCAAACUCGGCGAGAUCGACCGCGCCCGCGCGGUCUACAGCUUCUGCUCGCAGAUCUGCGACCCCCGGACGACGGGCGCCUUCUGGCAGACGUGGAAGGACUUCGAGGUCCGGCACGGGAACGAGGACACGAUCCGCGAGAUGCUGCGCCUGCGCCGGAGCGUCCAGGCCACCUACAACACCCAGGUCAACUUCAUGGCCUCGCAGAUGCUCAAGGUGUCGGGCAGCGCCACGGGCACCGUGUCGGACCUGGCGCCGGGGCAGAGCGGCCUGGACGACAUGAAGCUGCUGGAGCAGCGCGCGGAGCAGCUGGCGGCCGAGGCCGAGCGCGACCAGCCGCCGCGGGCGCAGAGCAAGAUCCUCUUCGUGCGGAGCGACGCGUCCCGCGAGGAGCUGGCGGAGCUGGCGCAGCAGGCCAACCCCGAGGAGAUCGCGCUGGGCGAGGACGAGGAGGACGAGGAGAUGGACCUGGAGCCCAACGAGGUCCGGCUGGAGCAGCAGAGCGUCCCCGCCGCCGUGUUCGGGAGCCUCAAGGAGGACUGAGCACGUCCUCCACCCCCACCCCCCGCUCCUCGUCCUCCCCCGCCCCCUCCCACAAUAAACGGAUUCUCUACCA
This is a messenger RNA of Meriones unguiculatus (Mongolian gerbil), 2744 nucleotides long. It is a transcript of the gene Xab2, whose product is annotated as XPA binding protein 2. The record is from RefSeq and is a predicted model, not a curated record. Lineage: Eukaryota; Metazoa; Chordata; Mammalia; Rodentia; Muridae. Gene Ontology annotation, cellular component: Prp19 complex; U2-type catalytic step 2 spliceosome; post-mRNA release spliceosomal complex. Gene Ontology annotation, molecular function: protein binding. Gene Ontology annotation, biological process: generation of catalytic spliceosome for first transesterification step; mRNA splicing, via spliceosome.